Messenger RNA from Puccinia graminis f. sp. tritici CRL 75-36-700-3, 962 nucleotides. RefSeq lists its product as uncharacterized. The coding region runs from base 159 to 641 and encodes 160 amino acids. The record is from RefSeq and is a predicted model, not a curated record. Gene Ontology annotation, cellular component: intracellular membrane-bounded organelle; AP-1 adaptor complex. The transcript has 4 exons. Gene Ontology annotation, molecular function: clathrin-cargo adaptor activity. Gene Ontology annotation, biological process: protein transport; vesicle-mediated transport. Lineage: Eukaryota; Fungi; Basidiomycota; Pucciniomycetes; Pucciniales; Pucciniaceae.
AUCCAAGCCAACAUCUCUUUGCUUUCGCCUAAGAAACCAACUUCAUACUGUCGGACCCAUCUCCAACCGGAUAAGACCAAGCACUGGAUAACCACUCCAAACGACACACGGAGUGUUCCACAAGCCGGUCCGGGAAGACCCUCAUCGAUUGACUCGAAAUGGCAUUGAGUUAUGUGCUGUUAGUGUCCAGACAGGGCAAAGUGAGACUGGCCAAAUGGUUCACGACGAUGUCGCCGAAGACGAAAGCGAAGAUCGUGAAAGACGUGACCCAAUUAGUCCUGGCCCGACGGACGAGGAUGUGCAAUGUCCUCGAAUACAAAGAUUCCAAAGUGGUUUAUCGACGAUAUGCGUCGCUAUUUUUCGUGACUGGGAUCGGGCCUCACGACAACGAACUAGUGACGCUAGAGAUCAUCCACCGAUACGUUGAAGUGCUGGACCGGUAUUUCGGAAACGUAUGCGAGUUAGAUCUGAUCUUCAACUUCCAACGAGCCUAUGCGAUCCUAGACGAGUUGAUCAUCGCCGGCGAGCUGCAAGAGUCGUCCAAAAAAUCCAUCCUCAGGGCCAUCGGCCAGUCGGACUCGAUCGAGGAAGCCGAAGCCUCCGAGGAAGGUAGUCUCGCUAAAAUCGCCUCUGGAAGAUAACCAAAGAUCCCAUUUUGACCUUUUGAUUGUUUUCUCCACCUUCUCCAAUCUCUUUUCACACCUCUAUGUUUUUUUCCUUUUCUUUUUCAUGAUUGGGUAAUUUUAAAUGUAGUUUUGCUCCUCCUCAAAUGACUUGUUUUUCCUCUAUGUAAUACCUAUCCUUUUAGAGUCUCGACAAGCCAGAUUCCUUCUUUAUUUUAACAGACAAACCAUCUGAGCAGAGUCCUGCAAUAUGAACGUCUCCGAUCAGCAUGAUAGCGGGAUUCCAACUAGAUCGACGAUUUUCAUGUGAAUUGGUAGGUUAUGCACUGCUCUCUUGCC